AUGUACUGUGUCCUAGGAGCCCACCUGCGUCUCUCCGGAGGGAGGAACGGCUGUGAGGGCCGCGUGGAGCUGUACAACGGCAGCAGCUGGGGGACGGUGUGUGACGACCAGUGGGACCUGAGAGAUGCCCAGGUGGUGUGCCAGCAGCUGGGCUGUGGCCAGGCCAUGGCCGCUCCAGGCAGCGCACACUUUGGCCUUGGCUCUGGGAGCAUCUUCCUGGAUGACGUGCAGUGCCGCGGGGACGAGCCCUCCCUCCAGAUGUGCAGGCACAGAGGCUGGGGUGUGCACAACUGCGCACAUGUGGAGGAUGCCAGCGUCAUCUGUGCAGGAGCCCACCUGCGUCUCUCCGGAGGGAGGAACGGCUGUGAGGGCCGCGUGGAGCUGUACAACGGCAGCAGCUGGGGGACGGUGUGUGACGACCAGUGGGACCUGAGAGAUGCCCAGGUGGUGUGCCAGCAGCUGGGCUGUGGCCAGGCCAUGGCCGCCCCGGGCAGCGCACACUUUGGCCCUGGCUCUGGGAGCAUCUUCCUGGACAAUGUGCACUGCAAUGGGGAAGAGUCCUCCCUCCAGAUGUGCAGGCACAAUGGUUGGGGCGUGCACAACUGCGCACACAUGGAGGAUGCCAGCGUCAUCUGUGCAGAAGCCCAUCUGCGGCUCUCCGGAGGGAGGAACGGCUGUGAGGGCCGCGUGGAGCUGUACAACGGCAGCAGCUGGGGGACGGUGUGUGACGACCAGUGGGACCUGAGAGAUGCCCAGGUGGUGUGCCAGCAGCUGGGCUGUGGCCAGGCCAUGGCCGCUCCAGGCAGUGCACACUUUGGCCAUGGCUCUGGGAGUAUCUUUCUGGAUGACGUGGAAUGCCGCGGGGACGAGCCCUCCCUCCAGAUGUGCAGGCACAGAGGCUGGGGUGUGCACAACUGCAUGCAUAUGGAGGAUGCCAGUGUCAUCUGUGCAG
This is a messenger RNA of Mesitornis unicolor (brown roatelo), 952 nucleotides long. Its product is annotated as scavenger receptor cysteine-rich domain-containing group B protein-like. The annotation marks the transcript as partial. Gene Ontology annotation, cellular component: membrane. The transcript has 3 exons. The record is from RefSeq and is a predicted model, not a curated record. NCBI's taxonomy places the organism in Eukaryota, Metazoa, Chordata, Aves, Mesitornithiformes, Mesitornithidae.